This is a messenger RNA of Aureobasidium vineae, 1533 nucleotides long. NCBI's taxonomy places the organism in Eukaryota, Fungi, Ascomycota, Dothideomycetes, Dothideales, Saccotheciaceae. The record is from the annotation of a GenBank genome assembly.
AUGGACAAACGCGACAACACAGCAAAGGAGGAGGCGAUAGAGUACAUCGACUACAAAGAACCUCAAGAACCAAUUUCUGGCGAGCUCGACGACGACCAAGCAGAUAUUUACGCAGAGGCUCUACGACGCUAUCCCAAUGACGAAUCAAUCGACCAAGCCGAUGAGAAGAGAUUGAAGCGCAAGCUAGACACACAACUGACUUAUCAUACANNGUAUGUUGACAAAACGACCUUAUCCUACGCGGCGAUUUUCGGCAUCAAGACAGACCUGAAGCUGACGGGUGAGGAAUACUCAUGGUUGUCGAGUAUAUUCUACUUUGGCUGGCUACUCUGGGCCAUACCCUCCAAUCUCAUCAUGCAAAGAUGCCGACCCGGAUGGUACUUGUCCUUCAACAUCUUUAUGUGGGGAGCAUUGCUCAUGUGUCAGGCUGCUGCAAACAACUUCCCAGCUUUGGCAGCAUUGCGUAUCUUAUCUGGAGCUUUUGAGGCGAUCGCAGAUCCGGCUUUCAUGCUCAUUACAUCCAUGUACUAUACUCGCGAGGAGCAGCCAUCCCGUAUCGCAGCAUGGUAUGUGUGGAACGGUGUAGGGGUUGCCGGUGGCGGUUUGAUUGGAUAUGGUAUUGGCAGUAUCAAUGGUGCCCUCGCUUCCUGGCGCUACGAAUUCUUGAUUGUUGGCGCAUUCUGCUCAGCAUGGGCCAUUGUGCUUUGUCUGCUUCUUCCCAAUUCACCUACGACCUUCAAGGGCUUCUCCCGUGAUGAGAAGCUGAUCAUGAUCGCACGCAUGCGCCGCAAUCAGACCGGUAUCGAGCAGAAGCGUAUCAACUGGGAUCAAAUCAAGGAGGCUUACCUCGACUACAAGACAUGGCUAUUCACUCUGCUUGGUUUUGUUGCCAACAUUCCGAACGGCGGAUUAUCCAAUUUCUCAACUCUGGUCAUCAAGGGUCUAGGAUUCAACACUCUACACACCGCACUGCUUGGUAUUCCGCAGGGAGCUCUGGUCGUAAUCUGGAUUGGUCUCGGAGCCAUGGCAAACAGGUAUCUUCCUAAGAAUAGCCGUACCAUCGUGUGUGCGCUCUUCAUGCUACCAACAAUUGCCGGCGCCCUGGGCUUCUUGUUGGCACCCGAUACUGCCUACGUUGGACGAUUGAUCUGUUUCUACUUGACGGGCUCGUAUCAGGCCUCAUUCGUACUGUCUCUAUCACUGGUCACCAGUAACACAGGCGGUCAGUCGAAGAAGAUGAUAGUAUCCGGAAUGAUCUGGUUCGGUGCAUGUGUUGGAAACAUCGUUAGUCCGUUCUUCUACAGACAAGAGCAGGCGCCUUCGUACCCUCUGGGUAUCGGCUCCCUGUUGGCGGCGAACUGUAUUGAAGUUUUGCUAUUUGGAGUGCUGAGAUAUGCCUUUAUCUGGGAGAACAAGCGCAAGGAGAAGAUCAGACUCCGCAUGCGCGAGAGUGGCGAAGCUGCUGCAUUGAAUGAUACGGCCUUCGGCAAUUUGACGGACAAGCAGAACCCCAACUUUGAGUAUGUGUAUUGA